AUGGGAGCAGUCGAGGAUGCAGUGGAUGCUGCCGCCAACUUCAUCGGCCCUUUCGUCGACAAGAAUCGCAAGUACAGUGCCGAGGUUCCCACUGAUACUCUGGUUGAACAAGCGCUCGUCCAUCUGCAGGCCAUCAACACUGCGGACCUAGCUGCAGAUCCAAAUGCGCCCUACGAUGCGUCGCUCGCUGGCGUCGUAUACGGCCUCGUGGAUCUCGUCACUAUUCUUGCAGUAGUUCCCCGUUUGUCUUCUGGCGUUGCGUUCAGUCAGCGACCAAGAUCAGUCUUGACCGCCGUAAUCUUCACACCACCGAACCACAACUUGGAGGCAUUAGCAACAGUCAUCGAGGCUUUGCUGCCUAUGCUGGAGCAGAAAGGUUCUGGUCUACAACCAUUACUGUCUCAAAGGAUCCUCCCAGACAUCAUCUCUGCACUCGUUGAGCUAUCUUACUCUCCUACAACCUCUGAGAGCUCGAAGCUGAAGUACUCGAAAGUGUUUGAGAGGAUCAUGAAAGACACUCCGACAUCUCGGCUUCUUCCUAUCUUGACCACGUUUCUCCAACAGCCUCUCCCUACCUGGCUUAAACCUGCUAUCGCCUCAGAGCUCUCUUCGAUACCUCUCCGAACCCAAGGCAUUCGCCACACCAUCGAAUUCCUUUCUCUAUCAUACUUGUCAAAAAACUCUCAUGUACCCCAAGGUGCAUCUGGCCCUCAGUCACAGAUACCAAUCCCCUUAGAAGCGGUCUCACAAGCUUCGAAGUUGCUAGUUUUACCGCCGAGCGGUAUCAGCCAGGAUGAAUGGCUGAUGAAAAUCUCCCCUGAGUUGCUACAUCUCCUAGAUGGUAAAGAAGGUAAAGAGCUCAGUCGGGCGGCUGGGCAGAUCAUCGCUGGUGGGAUCUUAAGUAAGAAAACGACCGGUGCUCCAGGAACCACGGGAUGGGAGACAUUCGCGAAGCCGUUGUUCCAAGCAAUCUUCCCGAAGAACGUCAGUCCGCCAAAAUCAUUGCAACACAAGUCAGAUCAGACUAUCGUACAAGAGGACGAUCUCAAAAUAGCAUUGAGACGACUGAAGACGAUCAUGUCAUCAUACUCUCAUGGCGGACUCAUCAGACGCCUUAUUCACCCUAUUAUUCUCCCACUUUGGGCGGUGCUUAACUACGCGAAGGACCGGACUUCGCUAGACAAAGAAUGGAGCAUGCUUCCGAGCCUCAUCUUGUCGCGAUAUAUGGAGAUUGCCUGUGAUACGAAACAAAUCGACAACAUCGCCACCAACCUCUUCUGGGAUGGUGAUACAGCCUGGACAUUCGGACCUGGCUCUCAAGGUGGUGUCGAGAUACGCACUCGCUCGAAAGACAAGACUGCAGAGAUGGGGCCUAUGGAAAGCAUAUUUGAGCGGAUCAGCGACCUGGACAAUAGAGUCACCGUCCUUGUUACACUUUUUACCGAAGCUAAUAUUUCCGACGACACGGCUGGUUCCAUCUUCGUGAACGCUACAAAACGAUGGCUGGUACCAAACAAACUUACAACGAAGUCGCUUACAGACUACGACUCUGAUGCCGAUCCGCUGUCGGCCCUUGUUGAUGCAAAACUAUCAGAAGCUUUGGCGCAGCGUUUCCAGGAGCAUUUUGCCAGGAGUCCACAGCACAUCAUCGAGCUCAUGGCACAACUGAUUCAAAACCACGUGAGCGAGCACAAGACACGAGUCGAGAAGUCAGGCAAGCUGCGUAUAUCGAAAAGAGCGAUGCUGAACAACAUUGUAUUGAAACAAGAUCCGGCGAAGGGGAGGGAAGAUGGGGAGGCUACAGACGAAGACUUGGUGUCGUUUGCACUGAGUAUCUUGAUCACCCUACUAGGAUCGUCGGACCUCAAAAAAACGCCCUCACUAACAGAAACCCUACAUGAACUUCUUCCAUCGCUAGCAUACCUUUCGCAGCCGCAGCCUCAGGCCCAGCCGCCCAUAUCGUCUAUGACAAGCAACUCCGCCACCACGGCUCUUCAUCUCAUCGCUCCUACUCCUACAUCCACACCAUCAAUAGCAAGACCAACAACAGACCCACUGACUGAACAUCGUGACAUGUUAAAGACCUGCUUAACCGAAUUACAAUCACCAGAUCCUCCCAACCGCACGUGGGCUUUGAACACAGUACACAAGCUGCUCAACGAUCCAUUUUCGUUUCCGGCCCUCGACAUACCAUCUCUCACGCACACGAUCCUUUCGGCUUCACUAGCAGAUCCAGAGUCUUACGUUCACCUAGCUGCAAUACCCGUCCUCGUCACCUUGGCAAUGCGAGCUCCAAAUCCCGUGGUUGGUAUACUAGUCGAUGCAUUCAUUGACAUCGACGAGCGAUCCCUGAAGCUAGCGCGAGGGAAACAAACCGACGAGAAGGAAAGAGAGCUAAGGGACGCUUUGGACUUCAGACUACGCGUUGGAGAAGUCCUCAGCACCUUUGUCAGCAGCGGCGACAACUUCUGGGACGUACCUGAACAUAGCGGACUGCAGUAUCGGUGCGCCAAACGGAUUGUCGAAGCUUGCCUUUCGUUGGCGAGUCGGCGUGGUCAACGUAAUCAAACGCUAUCGGCACGAACAGAAGUCGCGGACAACGAACGGAAGAUCAGAGAGGAGGGUGAGGCUGCUUGGGGCGGGCCGAUACCUAAUAUUCUUGAGCCUGAGGGCGCGGAUCCACAGCAACAGGCGGAGUAUGAGGCGCUGCAGAAGAUUGUGGGUGGGUGGGAAGAUACAGGAAUUGAGGAGGAUGUUCGUAUUCGCGCAUCUGCUCUCAGUGUGCUGUCUGCUGUUUUGGAACAUCGAUCGGAUGUUUUGCGCCAACCCAUGAUCGAUGCGACGUUGCAGAUGGUGCUAUUGAUUUUUGUCAUGGAGAAAGAAGAGGCUAAAGCUUUGUUGCGCCGCUCGGCUGUGCUUGUCAUAAUGGGUUUACUACGCGGUAUUGACGUGGGGAUUGAGAGUGGACGGGACAGUGCGGUCGGUUUGGACUUGAAGCAACAGGGAGAAGUCGAGCGAAUAGUGAAAUGGGUACGAGAUGAGGAUGCAGAUGAGCUCGUAAGAGACCAUGCAGCAAACGUUGCAGAGGGUCUCGAAACGAUAAGGAUGAAGAAGCUGUAUAAGAUCAGAGACGAGGGUCGGAGGCUAGGACCUGAUCUUGGGCUCGAGGGAAAUCUUCGAGGGCUCAAUGUCCAGCCUCAAACUCAUGACAAACAGGGCAAGAAGAAGAUGAUCAUAGAAGAGAUAGAGUAG
Alternaria atra is the source of this 3252-nucleotide messenger RNA. RefSeq lists its product as uncharacterized. Bases 1 to 3252 code for a protein of 1083 amino acids. NCBI's taxonomy places the organism in Eukaryota, Fungi, Ascomycota, Dothideomycetes, Pleosporales, Pleosporaceae. Gene Ontology annotation, biological process: protein secretion. The transcript has a single exon. The record is from RefSeq and is a predicted model, not a curated record.